AUGCCUCGGCACUGCAAGGUCCUCUCCGGUGGCCACUCGGGUCCAAGAAAGACACACCACAUAUUCCCAUCGCUGUUGACCCUCUGCGAGCAUCCACCCACACAGAUGCACGCAAAGACUCAGAGCUGCCAUGUUGGAUUUGAGGACCAAUGCUUUGAUGCCUUCGUAGGCAAGAAAGCCAAGCGCCACGUUAACCUCAAGUCUUUUCUGCUCGGCCUUCAACCAGAUCGUGGCCACUGCCCGUUGGGACAAUUUCCUUGCGGAAACGAGACGGUCUGCCUUCCGCAGCCCAUGCACUGCAAUGGAGUUGCCGAUUGCACCGAUGGAGCUGAUGAGGAAGACUGCGUCAACUACAUCGGAUGGCCCGUACUUCUGAGCAAGAUGCUCUCCAGAAAUGGGACAAGGGACAAAAAUGGAGAGAAGAAGGUGGCACCAAACUGCACGCUUGGUUGGUAUCCAGAGGGAUGUGUUUGCUCCAGGACGGCCCUGCGUUGCCAAGCUCAAGACUUCCAUGCCAUUCCUCAAGGUUUAUCCAAUGUGACGGAGCUGGAUCUGAAUCAAAAUAAAAUCUCUUCCUUGCUGGACUACCAGUUCGUUGCCAAUAAAGGACUGGAAUACCUCUUCUUAAAAGACAAUGGGAUCCAGACGAUAUCCAAGACCACAUUUUCUGGACUCUCCAAACUCCAGAGACUGUAUCUGAGCUCUAACUCCAUCACAGAUCUGCAGUUGGGCGUCUUCCGGGAUUUGCAAAACCUCAAAUGGCUCAUCCUGGACCACAACAGAAUGACUCGGAUCCUUCCAUCUGUAUUUAUGGGACUGAAAUCUCUGGUGUUUCUAGAUCUUCGUGGCAACUUUUUGCAAGAAAUGCCCGGGGCUUCCAUCUGUACAGAGACACCAAAGCUCAAUUGGCUGGAUCUUGAAGGAAACCACAUCCGUUCUCUGCAACGUUCGGACUUCCAGGGUUGUGGCGAGAUCACUGUUUUGGUUCUGAACAGGAAUAAGAUUGAACGGAUCCAAGACGGGGCAUUUUCUGAGCUGAAGAAGCUGGUGGAACUUGACUUGUCAUCCAAUCAGCUGAAGGAACUUCUCCCUUCCUCUUUCAGGGGCCUUCAAGAAUUGCAGCAAUUGAACCUCUCAAACAACCCUUUGCUCCGGAUUUAUCCUGAUGAAUUUGACCAUGUGCCCCAACUGCGUUCUCUGAGCCUGGAAGGAAUGGAGAUCCCCAACAUCCAGAACCGCAUGUUUGAGCAGCUCACCAACCUCUCCCACAUCUACUUCCUGCGUUUCGGGUCCUGCCGCUUUGCCCCGCACGUCCGCAGCUGCAAGCCCAACACAGACGGGAUCUCCUCCUUCGAGAACCUGCUGGCCAGUUCUGUCCUCAGGGCCGCCGUCUGGGUCAUUGCCUUUGUCACCUGCUUCGGGAACCUCUUUGUCAUCUUCACCCGGUCCUUCAUCGUGACGGAGCACAGCAAGCACACCAUGGCCAUCAAGUCCCUCUGCUGUGCUGACUGCCUGAUGGGUGCCUACCUCUUCUUCCUGGGCGCCUUCGACCUCAAGUUCUCCGGAGAAUACAACCGCCACGCCCAGGCCUGGAUGUCCAGCCGCUCCUGCCAUUUGGUGGGCAGCCUGGCCGUGCUCUCGGCCGAGGUCUCUGUCCUGCUCCUGACCUACAUGACCCUGGAGAAGUACCUCUGCAUCGCCUUCCCCUUCGGCCGCUACGGGGCCAGCGAGCGCCGCACCCGCCUCUCCCUGGCCCUGCUCUGGCUCCUGGGCCUCUCUCUCACCCUGCUGCCCUUCUCCUGCAAGGAGACCUUCGGGGUCUACUACGGCAGCAAUGGGGUCUGCUUCCCACUCCAGUCCCACCCCAACGAGAGCCCUGGCGCCCGGGGAUACUCCGCCGGGAUAUUCCUGGGUCUGAACUUGGCGGCCUUCCUCCUGGUGACCUUUGCCUACAGCGGCAUGUUCCGCUCCAUCCACACCACAGCGGCCCAGGCGGCUAAGCAGAAUGUCCUCUCCAUGGAGGUGGCGCUGGCCAAGAGGUUCUUCUUCAUUGUCUUCACCAACGCUCUCUGCUGGAUCCCCAUUUUCAUCCUGAAGCUCCUUUCAUUGCUGGACGUGGAGAUCCCAGGCACCGUGACCUCAUGGGUGGUGGUCUUCAUCCUGCCCAUUAACAGCACCCUGAACCCCAUCCUGUAUACCCUCACCGCCCCCUCCUUCCAGGAGAAGCUCAAGCAGUUCCUUCAGAAGAAAAGGGCCUCCUUGCAGGAAACCCAGGCCAACAGCUUGGGCUUGUUGUCCUUGCAAAGCAGCACCACCACUGCCUGACCCUCCACCUUGGAAGACCAUGCAGACGUGGAGGAAGCCCUGGGAUAUCUGGAUUGCAGGUCUCUGCUGCUGCAAACACAAUCCCUAUUGUCUCAUGACAGAGAACCUCUAGGAUGGACCUUGACUGAAGGUUGGCACGGAUGAGCCAAAGAAGAAACUGUUCCUCAAUUGUGGAAGAAUGGGUUGCCUACGUAUUUUCUGGCAUCCUGUUGUUGAUGUGCAUUGGCAUAAAUGGUGUGCCAUAUCGAGACUCAUUUCUUUAUUUAAUUGAUGACUAAAUCCUGGUCAUCACAGUGAAAAUAGAGCACUUUAAAGCAUACCAAUUAGCAUAUGAACAUGCAUUGCUUUUACACUCGGCCUUUGCCCGUUGUGCAUUGACCAUGGAGCCACGUAUGUUGCGUAUUCAGUGGAUAUUUGUAUUAUGCUGGAAAACAGAAUAUGUUGGUCAACUUGCCUAUUGUUGACGGCUGAUGUCUCUACUGCAUGCAUUUUGAAUCUUCUGCAAAUCGGAUUUGCAGAAGACCAGAUUCAGAAAUGCCCUCUGACCUUCUAGUUUUCCAAGCCGCAUACGCAUUUUCCUUGUGGCGGUGCAUAUACUUGUCUAGGUGGGUUUGGCAUCUUUCUGGGGAAAGCUAUGUUUGGAUUUCGAUGCCCAAUGCAAAGAUGUUGCAAACGUUGGUCUUAAUGCAUGUUUAUUAGGACUGUGCAGAAUGUCGUUUCUCUUUCAGAUAUCGGAUCUAUUUUGUAAGAUUUGUAUAUACAAACAGUUAUUAAGAAACGGAGGGCUGAAUCCACACAAAGACUGAAUAACGAUAACAAUAAUAAUAGCACUUCAUUUAUAUUCUGCCCUUCUCACCCCAAAGGGGACUCAGGGCAGAUCACAAGUACACAUACACGGCAAAUAUUCAAUACCGUUUGUAUAGACAGUACACAGACAGACAGAACAGAAGGAGGUGUUAUUUUGAUGCCAUGGACGGUUGAGCUUGAUCCAUUCUCUAUGACAAAGAGCCAUCAGGACUUCCUCCUUCCUUUUCGUUGUCCACUAUUUUCUGAUCUUCUUUCUUUAUGGUGUUGUAAAACACCUCCCCUGCUUUAGCAGUACCUAAUUUUUCUAAUUACAGUGAAAGCUGUUUUCGAACUACUUAGGUAAACAGUGAGCAGGGCUGACGGUCGGCCACUCAUGCCGACCUAGGGCUUCGAACUUGCAACCUUUUAGUUGAUAGAUCUUAUAGUUGCUGAUGAUUUGCCAGCUAUGC
Anolis sagrei ordinatus is the source of this 3581-nucleotide messenger RNA. Its product is annotated as relaxin receptor 2-like. Gene Ontology annotation, molecular function: protein binding; G protein-coupled peptide receptor activity. The record is from RefSeq and is a predicted model, not a curated record. Lineage: Eukaryota; Metazoa; Chordata; Lepidosauria; Squamata; Anolidae. Gene Ontology annotation, cellular component: plasma membrane. Gene Ontology annotation, biological process: hormone-mediated signaling pathway; adenylate cyclase-activating G protein-coupled receptor signaling pathway; activation of adenylate cyclase activity.